Prunus armeniaca (apricot) is the source of this 894-nucleotide messenger RNA. The record is from the annotation of a GenBank genome assembly. Lineage: Eukaryota; Viridiplantae; Streptophyta; Magnoliopsida; Rosales; Rosaceae.
AUGAGCAGAAGGUGGAUACAUAACCCGAAUAGAUGCACAGACAAAUACUUGGAUGAAAUUGGGGAUUUUAUUGAGCUUGCACCUAGACACAACCCGAGUGCAACUAGAAUUCGUUGUCCUUAUAGGAGGUGUAAUAACACGUUGUGGGAGACAAUUGAAAAUGUUGGAUUUCAUUUAGUAAGGAAUGGAAUGAUUGAGACAUAUAGCAUUUGGAACCUUAACGGGGAACAAUUAGACCAUGCUUCGUCUUCAAAUGCCAUAACAGUGGACAAUGUUGAACUUAUUGAAGGGGAAGAUGAUGUACCUACACCAAUAGACAGUGCGGAGUUUGAACAAUAUGAAAAACUGUUAAAAAAUGCCAACCAAGAGUUAUACCCGAGGUGCGAGAGCUUUUCCGUUCUCACAGCCAUUGUGGAGCUAAUGCACGGGAAAAUAAAGUAUCGUAUGUCGAACCUGUGUUUCGAUUACUUUUUGGGGGUUUUCAAGAGAAUGCUUCCGACGGACAAUUGUUUAUCGAAAGACCAUAAACACGCGCAGAAGGUGUUGAAUGGUCUUGGCUUGGGUUAUGAAAAUAUUCACGCUUGCAAAAACAAUUGCAUGUUAUUCUACAAAGAGCAUGAAACAUUGGAUACAUGCCCUAUAUGCAAUGGGUCGAGGUACAAAAUGACAUCUCAUAAUAGAAUGACUAAGAUUUCUCAAAAAGUCAUGCGUUAUCUGCCCCUAAAACCUAGGUUGCAGCGAUUGUAUAUGUCAACGCAUACUGCCAUAGACAUGAGAUGGCAUAAGGAAAAACGGGUGAACGAUGAUGUGAUGAUCCUGCAGAUGGGGAGGCAUGGAAAGAGUUCGAUCGAACGUUCCCCGAGUUUGCUGCUAAUCCCCGAAAUGUUAGAUUGA